Molecule: messenger RNA, 2055 nt
Organism: Penicillium verhagenii
Lineage: Eukaryota; Fungi; Ascomycota; Eurotiomycetes; Eurotiales; Aspergillaceae
Product: rDNA-binding RNA polymerase I transcriptional factor
Exons: 1
Coding region: 1-2055 (684 amino acids)
Biological process (GO): transcription initiation at RNA polymerase I promoter
Cellular component (GO): nucleus
Molecular function (GO): RNA polymerase I general transcription initiation factor activity; RNA polymerase I core binding
Source: RefSeq, a predicted model, not a curated record
AUGGUCUCCGUUGCCACAGCCCCCCUCUCGCCGGCCCUGACAGCCACACCUUCCAUCCAGCGUUCGAAGAUGAUCGCCAUGUCAUCUCCCGUAUCGAUCCUCAAGUCCUCCAAACCCGGCGGAAACAAACGCAAAAUGGACGACGCUGACCUGGGCCUCUCCCCGUCUAUCCCCGAUGACCUUCCCAAACACCUCAAUAAGCGCCCCCGCGUUACCUUCAACGAAAAAAAUUCCGUUCGCACAUUCUCGGUCGUUCAAGAUGACCCGCUCACCGGUUUGCCAGUCAAGAGCCUUGCUGUGAUUCGGGAAGAAGUACGUCGGGCCAUUCAUCGCCAUGUUACAGCUGCAGAUAGCGAGGGCUAUGACCAAGUGAAGGAAAUUUUCCUUGCCGACCCCAAACAAGCGGACCGUGGAAUGUCUUCAUGGAGCAUUCCCACACCCCUAACCGUCAAGAACCAUCUGAUGGGUCUUCUUUCUCACAUCGCCUCCUUGGACCGCAACUGCAGUGGCUUGGUUAAUGCUAUUCUCGACAGUGAGUGGCUGGGUCGCGACGAGCCCUAUGUCAAGCUCUUCAUUCGCUUUCUAGGCAAUCUUGCCGCUGCGCAAGGAACAUAUCUCGCCCAGGUCUUCCGCAUGCUUACUUCCAAACUUGCUGGCGUCUCCCACGGCUCUGGCCGAUUGCCUGGCUACUCAGUCGUUGAGCCCUCAGAGAUCUACACUCGUGUUCACAUGGCCUUGCGCCAUGUGAUGCGGCUUAUUCCUGCUGGCAGUGGAGCCUUGUCACCCAUUCUAUCACACCAAUUUCCUCCCGACCCCGACCCAGCCAAGUGCUUCCUCGCUUACACCCGCAAUCUCAUCAAAAUCAUCCAAUACGCCCCUGAGCUUCAGUCUGAUGUUCUUGCCCUGAUAACCGAGAGGCUGGUCAAGGUUGAUGUGCAGAUUCAGGUGGACUUGGAAGAUGUUGAGGAUGAGUUCGGCGAAGAAUUCUUACUGGAAGAGCCUUCUGACUUAAACGAAGAACUGGAAGACCCGGAUGAGGAUUUUAGUGAUGACGAUGAGCCCGACCAACGUGCUAAGGAGAUCAAGGGAAAUAUUCAAAAAGUUGAUGGAAUGCUGGAUAUUCUGUUCGAAUUUUACUCCGGUCCCUUCACAACAGGCACUGCAACCGACAAAGAAAACACCUUGUCACUCCUGAUCAGCCACUUCAGAUCCAUCAUUCUCCCAACCUACAAAUCCCGACAUUCUCAAUUCCUUCUCUUCCACUUUUCUCAGUUGUCUCCUGAGCUUGUAGAAUUGUUUGCCACGGAAUGUAUAGAUAUUAUUGGCAGCAAAUCCCAGCCAGGUCUCAUGCGCCAAUCCGCAGCUGCUUAUCUGGCUAGUUAUGUUGCUCGAGGUGCCCACAUCUCUGGCGACGUUGUGCGUGAUGUUUUUGAUCUCCUCCUUACGCAUGUGGACAACCUGCAAGCAGAUUAUGAACUUGCAUGCCGCGGUCCUGAUCUUCGGCGAUAUGCUCCAUACUACUCCACCGCUCAAGCCGUGUUCUACAUCUUCUGUUUCCGCUGGCGCGACUUGACAACUGCAGCGAUUGACGGCGACACCCUCGAGCAGAUUGAUGAGCUUGAGCCCAGCCAGAUCAUUUUCCCACCAAACAUCAAGGAAUAUCUUCACAAGUCAAUCUACUCGCGACUGAACCCGCUCAAAGUCUGUUCGCCUGGCAUCGUCACCCAAUUUGCACGUAUUGCCAACUACUUUCAGCUCCUUUAUGUGUAUCCUCUCUUGGAGACCAACAAGCGUCUUCGCAUCACUACUUUCCGCAGCAUUGGCAAUCUCAGUCAAGUCGAGCGUGAGACCCGUGCUAGUGACCAUCUCGGUCACCAACUCGAUGCCUACUUCCCCUUCGACCCAUACCACCUACCUCGCAGCCGACGCUGGCUGGAAGGUGAUUAUGUCGAGUGGCGUGGUGUUCCAGGUCUGGACGACGAUGACGACUCGGAUAGUGAGGCUGAUGAGGACAAUGACGAGGAUGACGAUGUCACAGCAACCGACGAAGAUUGA